Molecule: messenger RNA, 432 nt
Organism: Penicillium atrosanguineum
Lineage: Eukaryota; Fungi; Ascomycota; Eurotiomycetes; Eurotiales; Aspergillaceae
Exons: 2
Coding region: 1-432 (143 amino acids)
Source: RefSeq, a predicted model, not a curated record
AUGGAUGUGGGUUCAGCCGUCGAUGGCCUACUACUGGUACUUGGCACGCUAUUCUACCUCACGAAACGACUGAUAUACUAUCUGUUGUAUCUCCUCCUUUUCCUAGCCUCCCCGUUGCUUUUUCUGGGACGCGGCCUUCUCUCGAUAGUGUUGCUUCCGCUUCGCCUCCUGGUCAAAUUCGAGGCAAUUCUCUAUUUCAUGACUGGAGCGGUGCUCACAGGAGUCACUGCAGGUCUGGUGCUCUAUUACAUGGAUGAUACCUUAUCGCAGCUCCUGCGACUUCCGUCAACAAAGUCCGAGCCCACUGCCAACUUAAUAGAGCAAGAUGAUUCGCCUUUUGAUUGGGAGACCAAAUGGCGGGACAAUUACCAGUCCUCGACCAUUCUGGAAGAAGACGAGCACAGCCAGAGCUCGGAAAACUCUAGGGAUUGA